This is a messenger RNA of Photinus pyralis (common eastern firefly), 12736 nucleotides long. Its product is annotated as vacuolar protein sorting-associated protein 13D-like. The transcript is spliced from 48 exons. The record is from RefSeq and is a predicted model, not a curated record. Bases 200 to 12625 code for a protein of 4141 amino acids. Gene Ontology annotation, biological process: protein targeting to vacuole; mitochondrion organization; protein retention in Golgi apparatus. Lineage: Eukaryota; Metazoa; Arthropoda; Insecta; Coleoptera; Lampyridae. Gene Ontology annotation, cellular component: extrinsic component of membrane.
CAAUCAUAAAUAAAACUAUUUUAUUUUUUAUGAAACUUUAUAUUAAAUAAACCCAACAACUUUGUAAAAUAACAAAUUGAUGCCCAACAACUAAUUUUAUGUGUAAAUUUCAAGUUGUCAUAACAUAAUUUAGCAAUGAACUCAAAUCUAAGUGGAAUAUUUUCGAAUGAUGUAUGUAAACAUAUCUAACAACUAAAAAAUGUUGGAAGGCUUAGUUGCAUGGGUUUUAAAUAACUAUUUGGGAAAGUAUGUGGAAAAUUUAAAUACCGACCAGCUAAGUAUAGCAUUAUUAUCAGGUGAGGUGGAAUUGGAAAACUUACCUUUGCGGAAAGAUGCCCUGAGACACCUAGGUUUACCGCUUAUUAUAAAAUCUGGUUUUAUUGGUAAAAUCAAGUUACAAAUACCCGUACGUCAAAUACGAUCGGCACCAUGGGUUAUAAUUAUCGAACAAAUGUACGUUGUUGCGAGUCCGUUACCCGUACACGAAUGGGAUCCACUUGUGGAAGAGAAUGCAGCGUUGGAAUUAAAAUUGAGUGCGCUAGACGCAAUAGAAGCAAAGUGGAGGUUUCAGAUGGAAGCAAAAGAUAGUUCUACUUAUUAUGCUUCCACUUACUCGUCAUGGUUAAGCUUUGGUACUGGUCUAAUUACCGACAUCAUGGAAAAUUUGCAAUUAAAAAUUCGAGACGUCCACAUACGGUACGAGGACGACUUUAGCCUUCCGAAUGAAGUUGUUAGUGUCGGCAUAACCAUGGACUAUUUUUACGUACAAAGCUGUGAUGCAAACUGGGUUCCCGGAUUUUUGCACUGGAACAGUUCAGAAGAAUCUUACAAGAUAUUGGAAAUGCACAAACUGGCUAUAUAUUGGAUGAAUGUCAAAAAAUCAGAAAUGUUCUCAAAGAUGCCCAUGUCUGAAAUUAUGGUAACGAUGGCGUCCAAUCGACAUAGUAAUUUCACGAAUUAUUUUAUCUUACCACCGGUGAGCGCUGAAGCUCACCUGAAAAAGAAUCGAAGCGAACGUCCCCUUCGCUCGUCCGACACGCCACGUAUUGUCUGUAGUUUAAAUCUGCACGAGGUCUCACUCACUCUAAGAGACAAACAAUACGAACAGUUAAUUAAGUGUUCGAAAGGGCUUCAUGAUGUCACUCGGUUAAGAAGUUAUAGACAUUAUCGACCACUUUGCCCAGUAAAAGAUGAUGCUAAGGCUUGGUGGAUUUACGCAAUAAAUUGCCUAUAUCCCGGUCAGCAGCCUUCGAUUUGUAAGCCCAAAGCAACUUGGGCAUCCUGUUUGGAAUUUGCUAAGCAGAAUGUUCAAUAUGUAGCAUUGUACGUGAAAGUACUUGUUACACCGGCCAUAACUUUAUCGCCGGAAAACAAAAAGUUAAAGGACGAUGUGGAAUGGAGUAGAGAUUAUGAGCAGUUGAAAGUAUUACGAGAGAUCGCAAUGAGGUCCGUUCCUAAACAAAAUGGCGCCAAUAAUGCCACUGGAGCUGGACGUAGUAUUUUAUUUAAUUGGUUUCCGCAAUGGAUGGGUUGGUACUCCAAUACGACUCCAGAAGAAAGUGCCAGUGUGCAUACUGAUGCAACGCAAUUGGAAGGUGAAAUUUUGGAAGCGUUGAAAGAUAGUGCCGAAAAUAAUACUUUAUUGAAACGCGACGCCAUUUUUGGGCAGUUUAACUUUUCGUUAAAAAGCGGUACACUAUCGCUGUGCACGUCCAGGUAUUUGAACGCGAAUGUCGAAAUAGUAAUCAUUACAUUAUUUUGUAGUGUACCAAUGUUGGAAUUGCAGUAUAAAAAUCUAUCACUUCACAUACUUAGUCGGCCCCGUACAUCGUCGUAUUUGGUCGAAUUAUCUUUAGGAAGCUUAAGCUUGCAUGACAAACUGACCCCUAAUACCCUUUUUCCGAUCAUUGUUGGACCACCGGGUCACGAUCGGAUGUUACAUUUAACUAAAGCGAGAAUACCGAAAGCGUCAUCGACUAAAAAUUUAGAAGACUUAUCUGAUACCUUGUUCUAUUUAGCUUACGAAAGCAAACCGCAAAACUCCAAUUCAGAUUACAGGUUACAUGUAAAGUCGAAAUCAUUGGAUGUUGUCUAUCAGCCGGGCGCCAUUAAAUGGAUAACCGAAUUUCUUUUCUUCCCUCACCAACAGAGCGUCGCGCAGAUGCGUAUCGAGGCUGUAAAAUUGAGAACGAAAAAGGAGUUGAUUAAAAAUUGGGAGCAAAUUUUAGACGGUCAUAUGGGUGGUAGAACCAAUUGGGAAUUGCAGUUGGAUAUAUCAGCGCCUCAAAUUAUAUUUGUCGAAAGUUUUACAGAUUCAAGCUCGGCAAUGGCCGUAAUUGAUUUUGGAAGAUUUCAAUUGCAUAAUGUGCCCCAUAAACCACAUGUACCAGUUGAUACCCAAUUUUCCAAUAAACAGAGUGAGGAGGAUGACACAUUUAUGACGCCAUGUUCGACACCGCCAGGGAGCGAGGCGAGUAUUUCAGAUGCUACAUCAGUAACUCUCCCGCCGGAUAUUGUCGAAAGACAAGACACGCUUGAUGAGCAAAGUUUGCAUCGGAAGCUCUACGAUUGCUAUUGCGUCGAGUUUACAGACUUGCAGGUAUUAGUGGGCAGAGUCAAGGACAAUUGGCGAUACGCACAUAAUCGAGGUUCAUCGACGCUUCACGUGCUGGAUCGAUUUAACAUAUCCUUACAAAUCGAGCAUAGAAUUGUACACACUUGCGAUCCCUUGUAUCCCAGCUUGACAGUCUGCGCCAACCUACCGAAGCUGAUUGCGCAUCUCAACGAGCAGAAAAUCGGCGCGACUCGAGGCCUCAUCGAGGUUCUUAGACUGACAGGAUUACCUUCUCCAUUUAAUACCCCAGAUAAUGAUCACGUUGACAUCCAAACUGUCUUUAUGCCCGACGAUGAUGAAUCAACCAGCUUUGAUACGAGUGCAGAAAUGUCCCGACUAUUAAUAUUUCAAUUCACAAUAGAUCAGUUGUCUCUAGAAGUCCAAAGUCGUGGGCGAAGUAUUGCCGAGUUACAAGUUUCUGGUGUCAAAACUGCUUUUAGUAAACGCGUGGGAGACGACAGCAUCACGCUAUCAGUGCACAGUUUACUAUUAGUUGAUGCUUUGCAGACGUUUGGGCCAGAUUUUGAAUUACUUAUUGCUAGUCACAAACAUGUUGGAAUGGACUCCAUGUCGGGAAGUCUACGAGAUAGCGAACCGACAUCACCGACGUCUCCUGGCAGUCCCGACCUAAAUGUAACUCCCACAUUAGCAACAUCACCGAUCGCUCUUACGCAAGCCCUAACCGUUCUCUCCUCCUCACCUACAUCUACAAUUCAACCGAGGCAGCAGCCAGUCUUAGACGCAGAGGCUCUAAUCACGAUUGAAAUAAUUUUAGUGAACGGUUUGGAACCGAUGCAUAUUGCCAACAUUCAGUUCAACAACUUGGAUAUUAUCGCCAAUCAAGAAACACUAGUGGAACUAAUCGGUUUUACGCGUCGUGUUUUCCCCGAAUUGAAACCGCAAAAGCCGGCGGCCUUAAUUUCGACUCCAAUCGCGGAACCUCGCGCGAUCGACGGUGCCGAGGACGCCAUUCCCAUACCGAAAAUUUGCCGCACUGAACUCACGUUCGAUUUUCAUCGCCUGAACGUUUUGCUAUUGCGAGGUGUGGUAAAGGACGGUGCGGUAUAUGGAAAGAAGAUCGCAACGGCGACAAUGAGCGGAGCCAAAAUUCGCGCGACUGUUGAUGACAGUGUGGUAGUCGAAGGUUCAUUGGGUGGCUUACAAGUGUUAGAUCUUACACCCGAAGGACAUCUGCAUCAGCGAAUUAUAAGUGUUGGACAUGACCCUCUUGUAGAAGCUCCGCACACAUUGUAUAUAACACCACCAACGCUACACAAUGAAGAGAGGCGAGCUUUUAGCUUCAAAGUUGAUAGAAAGUUACAAUGUUCCGACAAGGAUAAUGAUUUGGCACUUGUAACUAUAAGAAUGGCAUCUGUGUGGUACACACAUUCACCUCACUUUUUGAUGGAGCUGCAGUCUUGCGUAACCGAAUUUAAACAAUACCUAGCCAAUUUAGCACGCUCCAUACGUUCUGCAGCAACCGAUAUGGCUUUGGGAUUAGUCCAUGCAAAAGCUGAAGCGUUAGCUCAGUCUUUAUAUUUGAACUCGCGGCUCUCUGCGUCGCUAUACGGUAGCGCGAUGUCACUGUCUGAUAUAAUGACACCUCGUAAAAGAAGCAGGUACAAUAGUGGCGGAUUUAUGGAGUACGGUGAUGGAUACUCGGGUUCCUCAUCUGUUCGUGACACCAUUCCGCAAACACCCUACAGCCCAGCAGAUGAGGAUAAUUUCAUGAUCGAUAUGAGGUUAGAUGUGGUGCUGGACAGUCCAGUUGUUAUCGUUCCACGAACGCAUAGCAGCGCUCAAGUGUUUGUAGCCCAUCUUGGAAAGACGUCCAUUACGAAUUGCAAUAAUAAACAGACAAAAGAAAGUUGGGAUCAUGUUGAAUCGAAAAUGGAACACUACAGCGUGGAAAUUCGCGACAUGAAUUUAUACUCGUUGGAUACCAGUAGCAGACGUGUUCCAGGCCCUAUGAUGAAUAAGUCAGAUGUAUUGUACAGUUGCGAUACACUAGCUAAACCUAUAUUACAUGAUACGAUAGUGCAUUUACGAAUAGAACGUGAGAUAUUCUGUCAUUCUCAAACUCGACACCAAAGCUUCUCAAAUUUAAUCGACGAUGGUUAUUCAAAUCAAAAUGUUGAUGGUUUUGAGCCAACUGUGGGAGAAAAUGUGGAGAUAACUGGGAGUGUUAUAUCACCCUUAAAAGUGUCUCUGACGCGUUCCCAGUACGAACAGCUAUUGGACACAUUUCAAUGGCUAAUGAAUUCUGCCAAGGCCUCAAAUAUCAAGGACAAUAAGGUCAAUCUCAACCCAAUUUCCACUCUCGACGAUAUUAGCGAGGAAGGAACCGGUGUAACCACCUUAAGCAUGGAUCCUCAUGUUCGUGCUAAACUGUUUCCUGUAGUUGCUGCAUCGCGAUCUAAAAUCGUUAGUAAUAAAAUAAUCGCUCUUAAAGUGCUAUUUGAAUUACCCAUUUUUACUAUUCAACUUCGCGGCGAUUCGCCCUUGGGAGAACAAGGUUUUGUGGAUUUGUCGUUUCAAGAUUUUAUUUUCAACUAUGAAAAGUGUCAUCAGUACGAAACUAACAUUCAGGUGUCUUUACGAUCUGUUAUUAUGGAAGAUUUGUUACAACCAGAAGGUUCGCGACAGAGGGCGAUGGUUGUGUCAUCUUCUGGUGGCGAAGCGCCAGCAAAUUCAAACUGCGUUUCGAGAUCGUGUCCCGAUAUUUAUAAACCAUUUCCACAGAACAGUUACUCGCACGGCUCGCUGCCGGAUCAUCUAGAAACCGUCAAAGUUCUCGGUGUGGCUAACGACAAAUACAUAUCGUCAACGCCUCCGCCAUCUCCCGACGUUAAACAGCGCCCUCAGAAAAAUUUGGUUUUAAUUUCGUCGCUAUUGGUCGAUCCGUGCGCACCCAAUUUUCAUUCCUACUAUAACUCUAUUGAGCGCUCUACAUCAAUUGACUUUAACUGCUUGGAUUUGGUUAUCAGCGUGGAAUCCUGGGUUGUGGUAAUAGAUUUUUUUAAUGCUAUAUCGUCAGAGAAGUUGCACACGUCACCGGGUUCUUUUGAAGAUUCUCCUGAAAUCUCCAAAGGAACUGUCGGAGGAAGCACGGAGACCAAUAUUACAGUUCGAUCUCUUACAAUGGCGCUAGUAACAUCCGACCAUGAUAUAGCGAAAGCUAACGUAUCAAAUGUAGAUGUUUCUAUUAAAUCGAACAACGUGAGAAAAGAAGUUGAAGGGCGUUUAGGUUCGAUGUCCUUAUUAGAUUUAACGUUGCAUGGGCAGUUGUACAAAGAACGCUUUUUAACAUCGGGAAAGCAAGCGCUACAUUUCAACUACGUUAGAUAUGCCGAAAAUGACAUUCCGGAUUUUGAUGCGCAGUUAAAAUUGGAAAUGUCUUCGGUAUUUUACGUGCAUACGAAGAGAUUCAUGGUUGAAGUGCAGGCGUUUUUUUAUCAUUUUACACAACUGCAGUCGGUGAUGCAAGGCAUUCGAGCGGCGGCUACAAGUCCUAAGGUAAAUCAGAAUAAAAAGAGACUUUCCAUCAUUCUGCAAGCUGGCGCACCAGUCAUACUUUUACCGGUUUCGUCGAGGAGUUCCAAUUUGUUGAUUGCAGAUUUGGGCCGUUUGAGUCUCACGAAUACAUUUAAGUAUUCUGGAGAGUUGGGCACUCUCGGUUAUGGAAAUGCUGUCGCUUCAGACAAGAAGUGUUUACUGGAUGUAAUGUCAGUCCAAUUGCAAAAUGUUGACUUAUAUUCUGGAAUCCGUGUAGCGGAUUAUAAUGUGUUGCAAGAUCAUGAUGUUGCACAGAUGGAAAGUUUACACUUCGGAAUGUACAAGGUUUUUAAAAUGGGCUCAUCUCUCUUAACUGAAAAGUGCCAUCUCAAUGUACAGAUUGAACGUAAUCUAAGUAAUGAUUUGUAUCAUACUGUUCCCGACAUGAGUGUGCACGCGAAAUUAUCCACUUUGGAUGUUGCUUUAGAUUUAAGUCAAUAUAGACUCAUAAAAAAUUUAUUGGGUCAAAAUUUAGGUGAAAAUACUGAACAUAUACUGCCAUCAGUAUCAUCUCCAGUGGCAAAUUUAAUUCCAGAGACAAACAUUCGAGAAGUAUGGAUACUCUCAUCUCUAAAAUUCGAUCUCUUAAAUGUAAUCUUACGACUUCAAAUAAAGCACGAUACAUCACCCUUAGCCCGCAUCAACUUCAUCAAGUCACGCCUCAUCGUGGAAUCCUACAGUAACUUGAGUCAAGAUGUCGACUUGGUUUCGCAGGAGGUUGUGGUGAUAGAUACGCGAUCUCAAGGUUCUUCGCUUAAUCAGUAUUCGAAUAUUUAUACUAAUAUUUUGCAACCUCUUACUGUCAACCGGCAAAGUGAAAUAGUGCAAGCUGAAAUUCACAGUCGCAAACGGCAAGAUCACACUAAAUUCACCAUUUUGUUGAAUAAUAUGCGCCUAAUGGCCAUUUUUGAUUGGUGGGAAGCAGUGCUUUCCUACAUAUUGGAAAAUCCGAAUGAAGACGAUAAUGCCCGGCAAGAAAAACCAUUCCCGACCGAUCAUACAGAUGAUGUAGUCCCUUUCGAAUUGAAAUUAAACAUUACCGAUUGCGAAAUUGUCGUCGUUGAGGAUAGCUCGCAGUGGGAUACGAACGCAGUUAUUUUCAAGAGCACCACGGUUUUGACUUACAAACCUUUCGCAAUGGAAAAGCCGUUGUCUUGCAAUUUGAACAACUGCGAGAUGUAUUCUUGUAUACUAGGAAUGGAGGAAGAGACCGCUUUGUCCAUUAUCGAUCCCAUCACGUUGAAUAUGGAAAUCAAUAAAAAUCAAACUUUGGAAGUUCAGCUGCAAACACUAAUGGUUCGAUUAUCCUAUCAUGAUAUGAGAAUGUUUUUACAAAUUCUCAACUCGCUGCCGAAGCAAAUGUUGAAAAGUAAAAGUGACACGCCCAAAGAAACUAACAUAAUGAAACAUCAACUGUUGAAACUAGAAGCUUUAGGUUUUGCAAAUGAGGAUUGCGCUAGGGCCUUAUCUUUGUGGCCGAAACUUGAUGACGCCGCCUUGUGGUUAACCCAAAACGCAGUACCUAUCAACAACUUUCCUUCGUCUCAGGAUCACAAUGUUUCCAAAGCCACUCUGGCCAUUUCUGCAAUUGAAGUAAAAGCAGAUUGCAUAUUUUUGUGCGUUAUUGAUGACUGUGGCGACGCUGACGUACCUUUAUUAGAAGUCUCUUUAGCUCAGCUAAACAUGCGGCAACGCAUUGGGCAAUUUGAAGUUUCGGAGGAAGGUCCCGUAGAGGGAGCGUUAGAAUGUAAACUAAGUAUAGACUACUACAAUCGAUUGUUAUCAGGAUGGGAACCAUUUUUGGAACCGUGGAAGUGCGCAGUGGUUUGGGACCACAUCUUUACAACUAGCUUAGUCAAAAACCGUUUGAAACUCAACGUUGAAUCUCAAGAGGUUCUGAAUAUCAACAUCACUUCUUCAUUGAUGGACUUAUACAACCAAGUACAUGAUCGUUGGCUUCAGGAUUAUUAUAGCGAUCGAAACAGUAGUAAGGAAUCAAACGGUCAUUUGGGAUUCCGUAGUCGUUCACCUUUUGUACCGUUCGCCCUCAAAAACGAACUGGGCUCGCCUCUUUAUUUCACAACUUUAAUUUCCGAUAUGAACAAUUCAUUUCAAACAGAUGAGUGCAUGGAGGUUACCGAUAGAUGGAUUUUAGUAUCGCCUGGCGAGACCACUCCAUUCUCGUUUAAAACGCAUGAUAAAAGAAGACAUGGUGAUUCUCAUAGACUACGUAUACACCAGCUGGGUAUUAAAGUGGACGGAUGGAAGUCAUUAACUCCUGUUACUGUCGAUAAAGUCGGCACAUUCUUCCGACAUACAUCGUCAGAAGUCCAGCAUAGGACUCAUCCGAGUAUAUAUACUCGAAUAGUUUUUGAUAUAGCAUUGGAGGGCUCGGCGCGUAAAUUGGUUACAGUGCGUUCUGGUUUGCUUAUAAGGAAUAAAUUAAAAGAAAAUAUUGAAAUCAAACUUGAAAAUCCACUACGUUUCGAACAACCUCGUUCACUGUCAAUGUCGGAACGCUGCGCUACGCUUCCCAGCAAUGAAUAUUUUGCUGUUCCUUUAACGCACGUCAAUUCACAUUUGACGAUUCGCCCUUUUGAUGCGAACCAGGGGUAUAUGUAUUGUACACCGCACAUAUAUUGGGCCGAAGUACGCGAGUCAGGCGAGUGCUUGUAUAAAUUACGAGCGUGCCAAAAACCUCGAGAUCCAGCUCCGUAUCGGUUUUGUGCACAAAUUCAUAAGGAAAAGUAUCUAACCGAGAGAGCGAUCGCGACCACCAACUUUGGUGGUCAACCUGUGCACACCAUCACAGUUUUACCAAUGUUGUUACUAGUCAAUUUGUUACCAAUAGAUUUAAGUUAUUACAUGUCGACGGGAGGUGGUAGAAUUUCCGCCGGCAGCAAAGACUACAUAACACAUGUUGAUGCCGAACGCGAGAAUGAGUUAAAACUCCAUCUGGAAAACUUUCCAGUAAGCAGCGCUCUGAUAAUACCCGCCAAUUGCACGUCUAGUUUCACCUGUCGUAUUCGUUUCGAAGACAAGGCAGGCCGUAAAUUAUUUCUACAAGCCUUAGUCGUACCAUACAGUGAUGCUAGAAUUAAGAUUACUGUGUUAGCGCCAUAUUGGAUUAUUAAUAAAACUGGGCUUCCGUUAGUAUUUAGGCAAAAAGGUGUCAGCUCGGAAACUGCUGGUCAGUUCAAAGAGCACGAAAUUGCGCGCAUGGUGGCGCCUUUACUGUUUAGUUUUUCGGAUCCUGAUGCUAGUCCAAGUAUUGUUGUUCGUGUGGGCAAUGCAGUGGUGCCACACGGUUCUGCUCAGUGGUGUCAAGAUUUUGAUCUUCAAAGAGGGAUUAAGGUGCGCAAGCUUCGUGUUACCUUCAGGGACGGACAACCUGAUGUCGUGUACUCCAUUGGUAUCGAAGUGAGAAUGGGGCGUGGUAAAUAUCGUGCGACAAGUAUCGUCACGAUCUCUCCACGGUUUCAAUUGCAUAAUAAAAGUUCAUACAAUUUGUUAUUCGCACAAGCUUGUUUGGCCACAACAGUCUCUGAUCCUUCUGCCGAAAAAACUUAUUUAAAAGUUGUACCCGAUUGCUACAUACCAUACCAUUGGCCAAGAUUGGACAAAGAGCAACAUGUGUGCGUACUGAUCUGUGAUAUUCCAGACUGCUGCUGGUCAGGCGGUUUCAAAAUAGACAAAAUUGAUUCAAUGCACUUAAACGUGAGAGAUAUACACUAUCGAAUGUACUUUUUGCGGUUGGAAAUUGUCAUACAAGGAGCGACAUUCUUUGUGAUAUUCACUGACGCAGAUAAAAUGCCUCCUCCCAUUCGAGUUGAUAACUUUUCAGAGGUGCCAAUUACUUUCGGCCAGUUGUGUUCCAAGGAUGCGACGCGCAGUAUUGCGAGAGCUCACACAAGCGUACCAUAUGCAUGGGAUGAGCCAAUGGGCUCGUCCGACUUACACGUGGCGGCACCUGGUGGCGUAUCAAACACUUACAAUAUGAAUAUUCUGGGCGGCGCAAGUGGUCUAACCUACGAGAACUUUAUUUACAUCGCGUUUACUGGAACUUUUAAAAAUGGCGAAGAUAUUUUAGAUCCGUUAGACGUCGAAAGUCAGCAGCUCGUUUUAGAUGUGGUGAAUAACACGCAGAUUGUGAUUGCACGUAAACAACCUGGGCAGAGAUCUCAGCUGUGGCGUAUGACUACCACAGGGCAGUUGCAACAUGAAGGUAGCAGUCCGCCGUCUCAUCCUCAACAGAUGAGGACGGAAAACAUCUUAGUGCUCGAUAUAGAGGGACCGGCGCCACAACCGACCAACUACACCCGGUUAAUGCUGCGUCGAGUGGAUCCGCGCAGGCGCUCCACACAGACAUGGCGUUUUACAGAGGAAGGUCGACUGUGCUGCGCCCACUAUAACAUGUGCGUGCAAGCGCAAGAUGGAUUCUUUGGACUUCGUCCUGGGAGUUCGGCAGUCUUAGGACUGCCACAGCCAGUUUGCCAUCGUUUUACAAGUACAGGACUACCAUUAGAGCAAGCGGUCGCUAGACAACGCCUCAGGCCCGGCUCUGGUUUCUUAUCGGUAGAAGUUCGCACUGACGGUCCCACUAGAGUUUUAGUUAUACACGACAGAAAGGAACAGCAUUUGUACGCCACAUCCGAUGAAAAAGACUGGGGCAGCAUUGCGAUAAAGCAAAGACCUAAUUUAACUGUUAUCUCUGACGGGACUGUGGAAUCCAAGGAAAUGCAGUUCAUAUUACGACUGUUUGGUGUUGGUGUUAAUAUUAUUUCCGGUAGGCCAUAUGAAGAGUUGCUAUAUGCUCAUUUUACAAGUAUUGUCAGUGAAGUUGUGUUAACCUCAAUGUCUAGAACAUUAUGCAUUAGUGUGAAAGAUGUACAGGUCGAUAACCAAUUAUUUGAUGUGCCGGUUUCUGUCGUAUUAUAUGUAACUCCUCCUGGAACACGUAGUGUGGAUAUGGCCCAGCACAAAUUGCCUGCACUCGAAUUAACAGCCGAAGUGCAACCAACGCCAAAUGAGAACUCUGUGAUAUUUAAGCAUUUAAUGGUUCGCCUAAAGAAAUUAACAGUUAAUUUGGAGGAAAAGAUGCUAUUAAAACUGUGUGCUUUUCUAAAAACUGGGGCCAAAGGUGACGAAAUGUGGAGCAACAUUGAAAAGAGCGACUCUGAGACGCAACGAUUAUUAAUGGAAGUAUCUGCGACGCAUUCCACCAGGUACUAUUUUGGAAUAAUUCAAUUAAACUUGGAUCAAAUUCGGCUAAGUAUGACCACGGCCAACAAACUACCACCUCAAUUGCAAAUAAUUAAGCGCAAGUUGGGCUUUACGUUUAUAAAGUUUGAAGACGCCGCCGUUGAACUCGAACCUUUCAUAAAACAGCACAUUUUCGAAACUAGUCAAAUACUGUCUCGCUUCAUCAUAAAACACUUCAAAGACGAGCUGCUAUGGCAAGCGGGAAUUAUAUUGGGAUCGACCGACUUUCUCGGCAAUCCCAUUGGCUUUAUAAACGACGUGUCGGAAGGCAUGUCGGGGUUGAUCUACGAGCACUCGGUCGGAGCGCUGGUAAAGAACGUAACGCAUGGACUUUCAAAUUCUGCUGCCAAGGUGACGGAAAGUCUCUCUGACGGUUUAGGUAAAGUCGCCAUGGAUGACGAGCACGAGGAGAUACGCCAAAGAAUUAGACAGGUGGAUAGCGGACGGACGGGCGAUCACAUUGUCGCCGGAUUUAAGGGUCUCGGGCUUGGAAUACUAGGUGGCGCCACAGGAAUUUUUAAGCAAGUUUACGAAGGUGCAGCAAAUGAAGGUAUCCAAGGCGUAUUCUCGGGAUUUGGCAAAGGUAUUGUUGGUGCGGUUACUAAGCCGGUUGUCGGCGUCCUAGAUUUGGCAUCGGAAACCGCAAGAGCUGUACGGGAUUCUAGUCGAAGUUCAAAUCGUAUAGUACCUGAUAAGAUUAGACCACCACGGUGCGUUGUCGGCGCGGGGGGUUUACUUCCUUGUUAUAGUUAUAAGCAAAGUCACGGACAGCAACAUUUGUACACUGUUAACAAAAGGAACUACACAGAACAACUGGUCGCGUACGAGUCCCUGCGAAGUGGUUCCGAAGAUCUUCGAAUAAUUAUUUCGAACGAGCACGUUCGCAUUGUGACUGGCACCAAAAAUAGUUCCCCUACCACUUUUCUAGAGGUUCACAUAAGUGACGUAUUACAAUGCCAACCAGUAACGCUGACAGAGGGUUCGGAAAUAAGACACUAUAUUGACAUAACGAUGCGGGUGUCUAGUGCCACCGCUCAGUUUGCCCAUACAGAUCCAAUAAAAAGGCCAAGAAUACGGUGCGACUCGAUGGAACUUGCACAUUCUGUGUCGCAACAACUAAGUUAUGCAAAAAGACUCUAUAACGAUCGAUUGCAUACACUAAUUACAGACAAUGCCACACAAAAUGAAGACUGAAUUUUUGUUGUUAUUUGGGAGAAAUGUGUUAUGAGCAGUGUGCCUUUAUAUGCAUUUUUUGUUGCGAGUCAAGAUCAGUAGGUUUUUGUUUAAUAAAACCAUAUAUUUUAA